ACGGGACAGGUAAACGCAGGAGGCGCCAUGUUGAGUGGAAACGGAAGCGAGUGAUUGUGCAGUUUAAAGAAAAAGGCAGAAGCUGGUUCCGCGAGACUUUAUGAAAACACAGAACCGGGUCUGGGUUUGAGGAGCUGAGCGUCCGAGCGCGGCCGAGCGGUUCAGUGGUCAGUUCAGGCUGGUGUGAAGACUCUCCUCUCCGCGGGACUCUUUUAUUCCUCUCCGCUCGGUUCGGCUCGGCUCGGCUCGGUUCGGUCUGGGAGACAUGCCCCUGGCUCAGUUUGUGGAUCCGUGGCAGAGGCUGCCCGUCGGUCCUCUGGAGAACGAGGAUGACUCCAUGGGAGACGAUGACGCCUCAGUGAGUGAUGAAGGUCCAGUGAAGGAGAUCAGCAUAACUCACCUGGUUAAAGAAGGGUCGGAGAAAGCCGACCCGGAACAGUUCGACUUCCGCAAAGUCCUCGGACAGGGAUCCUUCGGAAAGGUUUUCCUGGUGAAGAAGUUGACGGGACCAGAUGCUGGACAACUUUACGCCAUGAAGGUCCUCAAGAAGGCAACGCUGAAAGUGAGGGACCGAGUGCGGACGAAGAUGGAGAGGGACAUUUUGGUUGAGGUUAACCACCCGUUCAUCGUCAGACUGCACUACGCGUUCCAGACGGAGGGUAAACUGUACCUGAUCCUGGACUUCCUGCGGGGAGGAGACCUGUUCACUCGGCUCUCCAAAGAGGUGAUGUUUACGGAGGAGGAUGUGAAGUUCUACCUGGCUGAGCUGGCUUUGGCCCUGGAUCAUCUACACGGUCUGGGGAUCAUCUACAGAGACCUAAAGCCAGAGAAUAUUCUUCUGGAUGAACAGGGUCAUAUUAAACUCACUGAUUUCGGUUUGAGUAAGGAGUCUAUAGAUCACGAGAACAAGGCGUACUCCUUCUGUGGGACGGUGGAGUACAUGGCCCCCGAGGUGGUGAACCGGCGAGGCCACACCCACAGCGCCGAUUGGUGGUCGUACGGCGUCCUCAUGUUUGAAAUGCUGACCGGGAUGCUGCCGUUUCAGGGGAAGGAUCGAAAAGAAACGAUGACCAUGAUCCUAAAGGCUAAGCUGGGCAUGCCUCAGUUCCUCAGUUCUGAAGCCCAGUCUCUGCUCCGAAACCUGUUUAAGAGGAACCCAGGGAACCGGCUCGGAGCCGGUCCUGAUGGAGUCGAGGAGAUAAAGAGACACCCAUUCUUCUCCACGAUUGACUGGAACAAACUGUUCCGUAGAGAAGUGACUCCGCCUUUUAAGCCAGCCAGUGGACGGCCGGAUGACACCAUCUACUUCGACAGCGAAUUCACCGCAAAAACACCUCGAGAUUCCCCCGGCGUCCCCCCCAGUGCAAAUGCCCACCAGCUGUUCAGAGGAUUCAGCUUUGUAGCAACAGGAGCAGAGAUGGAGAGCCAGCCUCCGAUCCAGACCAGCACCAGCAUCAGCAGCGUACUGCAGCACCGCAGUACGCUGCAGUUCUCUGAUGUGUACGAUGUGAAGGAGGAUAUCGGUGUGGGCUCGUACUCCAUCUGCAAACGCUGCGUCCACAAGACGUCCGGCAUGGAACACGCCGUUAAAAUAAUCAAUAAGGAGAAGAGGGACCCAGCGGAGGAAGUGGAGAUUCUACUGAGAUACGGCCAACAUCCUAACAUCAUCACACUGAAGGAUGUGUAUGAUGAUGGGCAGUCGGUGUAUCUGGUUACGGAGCUGAUGAAAGGUGGAGAGCUGCUGGAUAAAAUCCUUCGGCAGAAGUUUUUCUCGGAGAGAGAGGCCAGCGCUGUCCUCCACACCAUCGCUAAAACCGUGGACUACCUGCACGUUCAAGGGGUUGUGCACCGAGAUCUGAAGCCCAGUAAUAUUCUGUAUGUGGACGAGUCCGGGAACCCCGAGUCCAUCCGGAUCUGCGAUUUCGGCUUCGCUAAGCAGCUCAGGGCUGAGAACGGUCUGCUGAUGACCCCCUGCUACACCGCCAACUUCGUCGCUCCUGAGGUGCUGAAGAAGCAGGGUUAUGAUGAGGCGUGUGAUAUCUGGAGCCUCGGCGUUCUGCUCUACACCAUGCUGACAGGUUUCACUCCAUUCGCUAACGGCCCUGAGGACACUCCUGAGGAGAUCCUGGCUCGCAUCGGCAGCGGGAAAUUCUCACUGAGCGGUGGAUACUGGAACUCCGUAUCUAACGGGGCUAAGGACCUGGUGUCUAAGAUGCUGCAUGUUGACCCUCAUAAGAGACUGACCGCAUCUCAGGUCCUGCGUCACCCCUGGAUCGUCCAUAAAGACCAGCUGCCUAAAUUCCAGCUGAACCGGCAGGACGCGCCGCAGCUCGUAAAGGAAGCGAUGGCUGCCACGUAUUCGGCUCUGAACAGGAACAUUUCUCCGAUGCUGGAGCCGGUGGGCCGCUCUACACUAGCACAGCGCCGCGGGGUCAAAAAGCUGACCUCCACUGCCCUCUGACCUCAGACCUGGGCAUCCAACAAGGAGCUGCGGACCAAAAUUUAACAGAAAAAAUUUUAUUUGUUUUUUUAUUUCUUUCUCCUUGUUUGUUUCUUCCAGCCCCUGCUGAGUCACUGCUCGCACAAUCAUUACUGUCUCUGAAAUCUGGAGUAUUACGCAAAAAAACAUCAAAUCAGUCUAUUUUCUUUUAUUAUGCCAAAAACGUUCUAGAAAUGUACUUUAUAGUAGAAUUGUAUGUGAAUAUAAUGGGAUUUUUUGUGGGUCUGGGUUCAGAAAGAGUGUUUUAUGCUGAGGAACCUGAGAAAUGUUCGGUUGUUGUUUUUUUGUUGUCGUUGUUGUUGUUGUUGUUUUGGGAGCGUUUUGUUGCUAUAGACACACUCCGUGUAGAAAUGACCAAGUCUCCUCGACCUGAACCGCUAAUCAUGGCAGUGCAGGGACUGUGCCAUUCAGAGAUUAUUCCCAAAAAUCCCUUAAGAGGAAAAAUCAUAGUUUCAGCUCUUAGCCAUCAUAGAAUUAUAUAUAAUAGUGUAUAAUAUGAGAUUUCUUAUUUCUAAGCAAUUAUCCUACCAUUUAUUCACAUUUACUCAUCAGAGGAGGACCAGCAGGUCGAGUCUCAGUGCUUCCAUCACGGUUCCUUACCGUUUCCAUUAAAGUGGCCAUUCCUUGGCAACUGAAUUGUACUGUAACUUCCAAAGGCAAAAGAUUAUACGGCGUCUGUGAAAUCAAACUCUUCAGGCACUUGUGCGCUCUGUCCUACUGCGUUUUCCAUAUGCAACUACUUUCUUGGAUUAUUUUUUGAUGAAAUAACUUUCCUUUGAUGUAUUACUGAGCUUCAUUAAGGUGUCCUAAGUGUUUUGGUCCAGGAGGAUAUAUUCUGGGGGAAAAGCCUGAAAAUCUGAUGUUCAGCGAAGCAGAAGGUGCUGAACAGUGGAGCGAACUGAAGGCCAAAGUAGCAGCGAGAGUUGCCGUAGAAAAAUAAACAAAAUGUAGAACCGGUUUAACCUCAGUCCCUCUAGCCUAGUGUUCUUGGACCCUGAGGGACCUUUAAAGGGGUACUUCGGCCUUUUUCACCCUAAGCUGUCUGUACAGCGUCUGUUGCGCGCGGUCGAUUGCUGCAGACGAUAAUUUCAACACGCUCCCCUGAACUUGGUAAAGAACAGAAAACCAGUUAGCAUGAAACACGUUUAUAAUAGAGGUCAAUGGGCAGACGCUGAACUUGUGUGAAGAAAGGCUUGAAAAACGCUGAUUAGAACAACUGCUCUGAAAAAAUAGCAGUCCUGGUUAGUUUAGCUUUCUCUAAGGUGUUCUGGUGUCCAUGGUGAUCAGGAGGCUCCGCCUCACUGCUUCAGAAUUAGCAUGUAGCCUUCCCUUUACAAAGCUAGUUCUAAUUAGCAUUAGAAAGACCCGACUGCUCAGAUUUACAGCUUAAUUUGUGGAGUCUACUGAAGAAAUUAAGUUUUUUUUUUUACACAAAUACGGAAGCCUGAAAGGUCCAUUCGCUUUCCUGUAUUUGUUUUCUUGUGAUCAUGUGUUAUUUAUAUCAUUACAGCACAAAAUGUUUUCACGAGAUCUUGAGAUGUGCCGUUAUCACGACGUAACGAAUGUCGUCUCCGUUUUGUUGCGAUAAUAAAAUUAAUAACUCGAAAUGAAAACAAACUUUUUUUGUUUGGCCGCAAUGACAAAUAUUACAAGAUCUCGAGAAAACAAAUGAAAAUAACGUAUCAUGGAAAGACUGAGUAGAGAAACAUGCAAAUCCUUGUCGCUUCAGGGUUUCCGUACAGAAACAUGCUUGGCGUGUCGCUGCUGUCGGGACAAAACCUCGUAUCUCCAGAACGGUGACUUUACAGGAGAGGGAAAAAACAUGCUCUACUUUUAAUGCAAGUCAAUGGAACCAGACGUCUUUCCAAGUCAUUUUGGGCCGUUUCUUCUGGUCCAUUUAUCAUGAAAUUUACAAACAAUGUAAACAGCAACAGGUAUUUUCAAAUCAUGACCAACUGAAAAACCUCAAAAACGGAGAUACGAGGUUUUGUUUACUGCCCAUGGACUUCUGUUUUCCGCUCUUUUCCAAGUUCAGGGAAAGCUGUUGAAGUAGUUGUCCGAGCUCCUCGUACAGCAGCUCGAGACCAGGGUGGAAAAAUCUGGACUGUUCCUUUAACACUCCAUCGUCGCUCCUUUCUGUGUUCUUUCUGCCGUGUAAAGAAAAAGGGAAUUUGAUACUAUAAACUUUUCCAGUGAGCAGAGUUUUUACAGAGAGACCUUCAGAAUGUAUUUUUGUACACGUGUACAAGCUCUUUUCUACUUGGGUGUGAGUGAGUGAGUCGGUGCAGGUGUCGCGCCUGGCCUGCAGCUCCUGCCGAGAGCCUUAACUACUGCUGUCCAAUCUUCCAUGUGGGUCUGAAAGUAGUCUGAUUACUAAUAUGAUGGGAAAUCAGAUGUUAUAAAGAUUAACCAUAAUAAAGUCUUUAAGUAUUUAUCA
This is a messenger RNA of Pygocentrus nattereri (red-bellied piranha), 4937 nucleotides long. RefSeq names its product ribosomal protein S6 kinase alpha-3-like. Gene Ontology annotation, molecular function: ATP binding; magnesium ion binding; ribosomal protein S6 kinase activity. The transcript has 22 exons. Lineage: Eukaryota; Metazoa; Chordata; Actinopteri; Characiformes; Serrasalmidae. The coding region runs from base 266 to 2461 and encodes 731 amino acids. The record is from RefSeq and is a predicted model, not a curated record. Gene Ontology annotation, biological process: intracellular signal transduction; protein phosphorylation.